Molecule: messenger RNA, 4920 nt
Organism: Mesocestoides corti
Lineage: Eukaryota; Metazoa; Platyhelminthes; Cestoda; Cyclophyllidea; Mesocestoididae
Source: the annotation of a GenBank genome assembly
AUGAAGGCUGAUCAGGGUGUCAGAAAAUUAGAGGAUGAGGUUAGGGCUUGUGAUACUAGAUGCCCACAGGGAUUCUGGUUGUACGGAAACUGCUCUCGUGGCCAGCCUCUCGAAUGCAAGAAAUGCUCUGAUGGCUGUCCGGCUGGAAUGUACAUUGCUCGUCCCUGCACACCCUACAGCGACCUCGUCUGCCGAGCUUGUCGUCCGCUGUGCAUUUCGGAGGAAUUCGAGUUCACACCGUGCAAGGGAUCCAGCAAUCGUGAAUGCAGACGCAAGGACAUAAUUCCAGAGCUCGUGAUUCCACACAAGCGACGCGUGUGGUUUGAGGACCAGCGCAAAGUCAGGGACGUGUCUUUCAUUCUCACGGCUGAGACCCAACGCCGUCUCCUCGUCAACCGCACCGUCAUCCUUGACCGCGGCUCGGGGUAUCAGGUGCAACUGGAUUUCGAGAUGGUGCAUCUGGAGCCGAUUCUAGAGCCGGUGAACCACUCGACAAGCAACGACAACGCGCAUUUUCUGGCAUCGGCGCGCGCGGAGUCCUCCACGGCGGACGACAUGUACAGUCGCCAGUGGUUCGGCGGUAGCGCCGCCUCCGAUCCCGCAUCGCCCUCGGGUCUGAGCGAACUCUGGCAUCGGGCCAAUGACACGCUCGCACGCUUGUGUCCCUACCCAAUACCCCCUGUUUACCACCUCACAAUGUUUGUGCACAGGGUCAGUUCUGCUGCUGCCACUGUAACUAGUUGGUUGGUGUGGGCGCAUGUUCUCACCUCCCUGAACGUGACGACAUCCACGGAUCCCGAUCAAAGUCUCCCCGGCUACCGACCGAUCCUCUCCAGCUGCACAACCUACGAGCAGCACGGCUACUUCCCGCCAUUGGGAUUUGCGCCAGGUGGGGACACUCGCGGCGACUGGUACGGGGACGCGGCCAACGCCUUUGGCGGGGACGACAAUCGACCAGCGAGGGGCGGCUUCUACUCAGACCCCGGCGGUGACGAUGACGCCGGCAGCCAGCGGCGGAGGUCGCAGCUCGUUGAGGCGCCGACGAUCUCGUGCCUCGAGCCCUCCAAACUACCCGCCAUCUUCGGACCCAAGUGGAAUGAGGAGUUGGCUGCGCCACAGACUGCCUUCUACGAGGAGAAAAUUCAAUGUGCCCACUUGAAGGAGGCCUGUCGAGCGUGUCUGGUGAGCUGCGCGGAGGAGAUUAAGAGUAGUUCUCUCUCCUGCAAACCCACCGCUGGACCGGCCGACAACGGACGCUCUGGUCGUCUGGAGACGUGCUUCGACUGCUGUGCCAGGGACAACUGCACGUACAUCUGUGGCAAGUACUCCGCGCAUCGAUGCCUCAUGCGACUGUGCAGCCGCGGGACCAGAUUGGACUUCCGCUUGACGCCAGAAUGGCCCAAAGAGAAUCCCUUCAUUUGCCACGUGCAGCCAGCACGAAGCCGACCGAUUUAUCGCUUGCGCUGGUCUCUCCUUCACAAUGGCCACCCGUCGACCAAACAGACGUUCUCUGCAAGUUUGUCCCUGAAUCAACCAAUCAGCGGGCUGCAUGGCGAAUCAAUGUGGAGUGGCGGAGGAGGACACUCAUCAGCUGGCCACUCAGAUAAUGUUGUAAAGCGCCUUCCUGGUGGAACGUUGAAUCAGUUGUUGCGUGGACUCCUGAAUGUCGACUACUCCCUGGGCCUGUCGCACAUUCCAGACAUCAUCAGCGGAUCAGCCAGCACCCAAGCAGCGUACUACUGGAGCACUCAGACAAUUCCGUUGCUUCAGAAUGCCGUAUCUGGGAGCGAUGGCUAUGAAGGGUCAAGUGGAACGCUUAGUUAUCCCUUCCUGUCACCCUUCCCUCCCGUAUCGACGUCUGCACAGGCAGGCGCAAGUGGAGCCGCGACGCCCAGUCUCCUCGUGUGGCCUUCAAAGCCCUUUGAGGUGAACACGGACCUCUGGCGUCGACUGUCAGCUGCGCCGUGCGCUUCUGCUGACCCGCUUCUGGAGAAAUUGAACAUCUACACGCCAGCUCUGGCGCCCUACAUCGGCAUGACUGACGUCCAGGUCAACUACAAAGCCCCCUACCUCUACUCAAUCUCGCAUGUUCGCAUCAAGCCCAAACUCAAUUUCAGUCUGUCGAGGGAGGCCUCCUUCCUUGGGAGCAUCUUCGAGCCGACGUCGGUGGAACGCGGUCACUCACUGCGCGCCACUCUCACUCUUGACCUGAAUUACGGCGUCGACGGAAGCGACGACGCGGAAAAGCACCAGCAGCACCAGUUUGUUGGAAACCGACAGAGCGCCAUCCAACGCAGCUACUGGGUCAUCGAUGUCUGGGGCCAGGUCUCGCACUUUCCGGGCCUGUUUCGGUUCAAGGUCUACCCUGAGGAGGUGCCUGGAAGCAACGGAGGCGGUGAACCCAGCGAAGAGGUGGCAGAACACGAAAAACUGCCCGAUGGAGAGCCACUCCUCGACUACGAGGUUGGCGUGUUUGAAGAGAACAAAUUUCAGCUGCGCAUUCUUAUACCAGCACCAGACGAAGAACCGGACUACGAAAAGUCCUUCCGAUUGGUCAUCCUCGACGCCAAGAACCGCCUUGACAUUCGCGUGCGUCGUGCCGUUCAGCCACCUGCUGAGAUGCGCCAACGUCGAAUGUACACAAGCUCGUCCACGAGCUCCCUCUCCUCCAUGGCGGCUCUCAUACCAAGUUUAGCGGCGCGUCAGUUACGCGACCCCGUUGGUGGCGCCACUGACCAAUCGGCGCGUCCGCUGAAAACAACACUUCAGCCGGCUGCACAGCCAUUGGCGGGCGGAGGCAAAGCUGUCGCCGUGACCCGCGUCAUCCCUAUUGGUCCGCCCGCAGAGGUCGUCUACAUCCUCAUCCUCUUCCUGCUCCUCCUAUUCGUGAUCCACGUUCUUGGUCACGUGACGCAGCCCGAUCCCUCGCAUUACUGGAUCGGCUGUGCCCCAGCGGAGACGUCCGAUCCCAACGCGACAACCUCCGCGGCCAUUUUCACCUUCCGGCCCCCAGACAAGGUCACUCCGCUGACGUACUGGAGAAGAGUCUUUGUCCUCGUCAUUUACCUCUGCUUAAAAUCAGCCUACACCUUCAGCGUCACGCUAACUGCCCUCAUCAUUGUCACUCGCUAUUUCACUCGGGAAUCGGCUCAACAGCUCGCGAAUAUGGCGGAGUGGAGUGGAAUGGGUGGCCUUGACUACAGCCAAUCAGUUGUUAGCAUUGCCCGGCAGAAGCUCCUAAAGGAUUCCAUGGACGCCUACUUGAAGGUGGAGCUCCGAAGACAGCAGAAGGAGGCGCUGGCGAUGCACGAGGCCUGUUCCUCUGGCAUUGAAAAGAUGUUCGACAAAAUGGAACAGGCCUUCGACGUAGCCUCAAGGCGAGCGGCUUCCCGUCGCAGUCGUGUUUUGGUGUCGCAAGCUGCCGCAGAAUACGCUCGCGUUGUCGCUGCCGCCGCAGUGCUUGAAUUCGCUAAUGGCCUUGCGACCUUCAACUCCACAGCCCAAUGGGCGAUUCGCAGGCUCAAGGCUGACCUCGAGGGAACCGAGAACAUUCUCGCGGCUUCCGAUUGGCUGGCAGGCGCUCGAAUAAUCUACGAGGAAGUGGCGCGUCUGCGGGGCCUGGAGCCUGACCCUGCUGAUCCCACCCGACCGUUCCUUCAGUGGGCCAAACUCCUUCCACUGCCACACGACUCAGCCUAUUCGCAAAUGCCCUUCACGGGCUUCAAUUUACCCCCCAACCUGCCCACCUUCAACCCCGACAAGCUGAGAAUCCCCACGCCACCUGUUUGGAAGGAGACACUCGAUGACAAUCAAUUCUCCCACCUGAAUAAUGAUGCCGAUGCCUUCGAGACGAGAUACGGACCUUCAUAUGUUCCAUUCGUGUCCGACGCGACUGAUAUUGAAACUGACCAGCUGACGUGGUCGGUUUAUGAGGAAUCAGAUGGCAAACCUGACCAAAGCGAGGCCGACUGGCCGAAAGAAGUGCUCCAAUCAGGUUCAGGCAAGAAGAAGCCCUCGAGCCAAUCAGAAACACCAGGUGGUAAGCAUGCAGGCGAGAAUUCCAGCGAUAGUGAUGGUGGUGGUGGUGGCUUCGCCGACGUCUUCCAGCUCAGCUGGGUUCACUUGCUGUGCUUCGCUCUAUUCCUGGACGGAUUCUGGCUGGUUCAUCGCGUCCUCCACACCGUGGACACAGCCGAGCGCAUCCUCUAUGGCGAACCCAUUGUCAUUGAUUGUACGGAUAAAGGCUUGAAAAGGCGUUUGAUGAAGAGAAAUCGUUUCAGGAAGGGCGCCAAAUCUGCCUUCAAGACGUUCAUGAGGCCCGACUGCGUGAGGCGGAUUUGUGCUGGCACGCUCGCUCUACUAGUCGUCUGUUUGGCGUCCGCCCACGUUAAGGACAUCCUCUCUGAGGACGUGCUGGACUACACCGGCUACUACGACAACCUGAUGAUGGACGUUCACCUCCACGCGCGCUUCGUCAAUCUGCACAUCGUCAGUUCGGCCAAACGCCUGACACACCAGGAACUGGCGUCCACUGAAUCGCACGCCGAGCAUCGCUAUCAAGAGGCCCAAUUCCUGCUCUACCAUUGGACCGGUUGGUUGAAUCGUGUGGAGACGGAGCAGUGCCGCGUCCUACUCCUGUACAAGGACGCUGCAAGAGCACUGCGCUCGAAAAUUUCCGCGGAGGACGGCUUGGGUGGAGGCGGGCACUACCCUCAGACGUCGUGGCCGCCAGCAAGCGACAGCUACUACUCCUCCUCCUCCUCUACCUCUAUGAAUGCGUCGGCUGCGAAUGAGGCCUUCGUGCCACGCCACUGUCGCCUGUCGACGUCUGAGCGGGAGGCGGAAUUGCGCGACCUGAGGCGCCUGGAACCCCCACACUGUCCCAUUAAUGUCAUCACGCCGAAGCUCUUCCAAGGGUAA